This is a messenger RNA of Emericellopsis cladophorae, 1677 nucleotides long. RefSeq lists its product as uncharacterized. The transcript is spliced from 3 exons. The coding region runs from base 1 to 1677 and encodes 558 amino acids. Lineage: Eukaryota; Fungi; Ascomycota; Sordariomycetes; Hypocreales; Bionectriaceae. Gene Ontology annotation, molecular function: protein binding. The record is from RefSeq and is a predicted model, not a curated record. Gene Ontology annotation, biological process: signal transduction.
AUGCUGUUUAUUGCUGUUUGUGACAUCGAGGUCAGUUUUGUGGUUCGCUCCGCAGCCUGCAGGUGGACGGACAUGAAGGAUGGUCCGCACAGCGGCACAGGUCGCUCAGCCACAGUCAAGGUCCAGAGCUCACCGGCGGUGGAGUCAGGGACGACGGGAGCAGCUAGUGGUGCCUGGUCGCGCCAAUCGAUCGAAGACGCCGCUGAGGACAUGAAUUUUGACGGCGCCUACCCCGAGUCGGAUGCCGACGACGAGUACGAGCGCAGUCACCACGGCGAUCACUCCCCCGUCGGCGACUCUGAGGCUUCGCCCAUCGACUCGGAGCUCUCGUCAGCCCACACCACCUCGGCUGAACAUACGCCCACGACGUACGGCCACGGUGGGCGCAGCAGUGCCGACCGGUUACCCGAGACGAUCAUCACUGAGUGGACGGCGGACGAGUGCGCCGACUUCAUCUCCAGCAUAGGCCUGCAGCAGUAUGCGGAUCGCUUUCUGGAGAACGACAUUGUGGGCGAGGCCUUGGUGGCACUCCAUCACGAUGACUUGAAGAGCAUGGGCAUCGCCAGUGUCGGUCACCGACUUACGAUCCUGAAGAGCGUGUACGAUGUGAAGAAGGCGCAGGAUAUACCCUGCGAGAGCGAUCAUUAUAUGCCGUUGUCCGCUGAUGCCGAAGCACAAUAUGCCACGGCCACCCUCAAGGAUAUCAGGCAGCUAGUGGAACAGCUCAGGUUGCGAGACGAGCGCAUGAACCUCCUUGAGCAAGACCUUCGACGCAUGUCCGAAGACUGCAGACGGCUGCGGGAAGACAUGCUCCCAGCGCUGCGCCUCGUUAAAGACGCCCAGACACCUUUGCCCAACCUGAGCGGAAGCACCCCGAGCACAUCGUACAGCUACGACGGCUCGACGUUGUCGCCGCCUGUACCGACACCACCACCGGGCGGCAGCGGCGUGAAGCGCCAGUACUCGCAGCGCAAGAUCCUGAUCGGCGCGAUGCCGAAGAAUGCCUCACCUACGCAGGCAACCCACGAACGAACAAUCGCCGAGCAGACCCUCGACCCGACAGGCGCAGCCGAACGCGCCGUUCUCUCAUCGUCCCAUUUACACACCAUGAAUGGCUCUGGACAAACCGCCUCCUCGCCAGCUUACCCGUCACCAAACAUGCCAUCACCCACGUCACCUCAAACACACAUGAACACUCUUGGUUCAAGAUCAUAUCGAGGUGAAGCGCCGCCGUUGACGGCACGAAGCGAUGCCGACCAUGGGGGCUUCCCCCGGGGGCCCGGGUCCGUGCGUGUACCGCCUCAACGCCGCGAGACGCCCACCGUGCCCGACACACCCGGUGGUAGCAACAGCAGCAGCGCACGGGACAAUUCCGUCGAAAUCUUCCGCUCGUUCCGCGUGAGCAUGGAUGAUCCAUGUCACAAAGUCCUGCCAGCCGCUUUGAAGAAGUAUCAGAUCAACGCACCUUGGGACCAGUAUGCUCUGUAUAUUGUGUACGGAGACCAGGAGCGAUGUUUGGGUAUGGAUGAAAAGCCCCUGAUCUUGUUCAAACAGUUGGACAAGGAAGGCAAGAAACCCAUGUUUAUGCUGCGCAAAACGAACCAGGCCGCGGCCGGGGAGGGCGAAGGGAGCGGGAGCAGGGCUAUGGGCUACGAUCCGCCAGGUGGCAUUAUUUGA